Molecule: messenger RNA, 720 nt
Organism: Linum trigynum
Lineage: Eukaryota; Viridiplantae; Streptophyta; Magnoliopsida; Malpighiales; Linaceae
Source: the annotation of a GenBank genome assembly
AUGGGGGGCGAGGAUGCCAAUGGGAAGAAGAGCGAUUCACGGAAACCGCCAGGUAGCAGCUAUCCGGAGAAAAAGGAGGGCAUGAAGCUUUGGGGAAUUUUAAUCUUUGGUGUAAUUGGUGCCACAGCCACCACUUUCGCUGUUAGUCAGCUGCGGAGAACUGUUGAUUGGUUUUACGUGCAGUUAACGAGAUCGCAAUCAUCUUUUAAAGGAGGUAAGGCUGGCUCCUUCCGAUCUGCUUUUCAAGAGGAAGCAUAUAGGAGGUAUAAUCGUCGAAUGCAAGAAGAAUACGAAGAAGAGAUGGAGAGAGUUGAGCGAAUUAGGCGUAUGCAAAGUGUGUUUAAUCGUGAGAGAAAUAAACAUAGAAGAGGGUACGAGAGCUGGAAGGAAACUGAAGGAGGAUAUCAUCAGCAUUUCCAACGUGAUGAUUGGUACUGGAAGACUGACACAUCUUUCCGGGAUCAUAGCAACAAUAACUUUAGGAGACCUCCAAGAGACAACAUGCCUCCUAUGAUGUCACACCAUUACUCAGUUCUGGGGCUUGACAGGUCAAGAACAACUGCGUAUACAGAUGCCGAGAUUAAGACGGCAUUCAGGAAAAAGGCCAAGGAGUUCCAUCCAGAUCAGAAUCAAACUAACAAAGAGGCUGCUGAAGUAAAAUUCAAACAGGUAAUGACGUCGUAUGAGGCCAUUAAGCAAGAAAGGAAGAGCAUGAAAUGA